AUGGCCCAGUGCCCGCCGCCCGCCGCCGCCGCCGCCCCCUGGGGCCUCCCCGCGGGCUGGCGCCCCGCGCCGCCGUCGCCCUCGGCUCCCGGGCCGCUCCCCGGGGCCGCGCGUCGCGCCCCGACGGCCCCGGGCCGAGCGCGCCCCGCGCCCCGCGGCGGCCAGAGGCGCAGCGCCAGCGAGCGCGAGAAGCUGCGCAUGCGCACGCUGGCCCGCGCGCUGCUCCGGCUGCGCCGCUUCUUGCCGCCGUCCGUGGCGCCCGCCGGCCGGAGCCUCACCAAGAUCGAGACGCUGCGCCUGGCCAUCCGCUACAUCGGCCACCUGUCGGCCCUGCUGGGCCUGGGCGACGCGCGGCUGCAGCAGCGGCAGCGGCAGCAGCAGCAGCAGCGGCGGCGGCGGCGGCGGGCCAGCCCCGGGGGCUGCCCGCUGUGCCCCGACGUCCCCGCCCGGGCCGCCUGGGAGUGUCCGGCCGCCGGCCCGCGGGCCCUGGCGUCGCCCGCCGCCCCGACUCUCCGCGCGGAGGCCGUUCGGCCCGACGGACCGUCCGCGGAACCGGGUCCCUCGUCCACGCCCCUGCCCGGAGACGUGCUGGCCCUGCUGGAAAGCUGGACGGCCCUGGAGUGGCCGCCCGCCUGA
Molecule: messenger RNA, 636 nt
Organism: Sorex fumeus (smoky shrew)
Lineage: Eukaryota; Metazoa; Chordata; Mammalia; Eulipotyphla; Soricidae
Gene: MESP1
Product: mesoderm posterior bHLH transcription factor 1
Exons: 2
Coding region: 1-636 (211 amino acids)
Biological process (GO): regulation of transcription by RNA polymerase II; mesoderm formation; heart morphogenesis
Cellular component (GO): nucleus
Molecular function (GO): RNA polymerase II cis-regulatory region sequence-specific DNA binding; DNA-binding transcription factor activity, RNA polymerase II-specific; protein dimerization activity
Source: RefSeq, a predicted model, not a curated record